Messenger RNA from Oncorhynchus mykiss (rainbow trout), 5174 nucleotides. Lineage: Eukaryota; Metazoa; Chordata; Actinopteri; Salmoniformes; Salmonidae. The record is from RefSeq and is a predicted model, not a curated record.
CUUCUGUCUUUUUUACUGUUAAGCUAGCAAGUUUAUAGUUGGCCGAUGGUAGCUUCUUAUCUUCCCAUUUGCUAAUACAACUAUUCAGCUAUGAACUUCGCUUUUGUCUUACGUUCAUCGGCCACGGGACUUCGUUGAACGGCGACUUUUGGAGAUCACGGUCAUAUUAUGUCCUGGGCAACAUCGUAAGACUAACAGGUUAACAGGUUACAGGUUUAGCUACCGUUAGCCAUGGCCCUGUCCUGGUUGACAUGACAACUUUCCCGACCUGCUGAUGAUCCGUGUGUCAUCCCUGUGAUAUUCCUGCCUGGACCAUCUUAAACAACACAGCAUGGAUGAGGUGAGAGGAAACUUGUCGGGGGAGUCUGUAGACCAAGUGUCCAACCUGUCUCCUCUUCACCACAACGCUGGAGCUGACUGUAACCAUGGUGACCAGAGCUCACUGUUGAGCCAGCAGGAGAUGGUGUUGGAAAACCACGAUUAUCUCCAUCACCGUGAAACGCUGGCCUCAAAGAUUUCUGCGGAAGAGAGAGGAGUGUGGUGCGAGUCUGAUGUCCCUGUAGUACAACAGAACAACCUCGACAACACAACAUCAUCCACUAAGAAGUCUUUCCCCUGCUCUGUGUGUGGACGACUCUUCACUACAAAACAGUCCCGGGAUCGACACAUGAAGACCCACACGGGAGAGAAGCCGUUCCACUGCGCCGUGUGUGGGAAGAGCUUCUCUCAGCAGUCCUCCUUUAGGAUACACCAGAAAAGCCACACGGGGGAGAAGCCCUACCGCUGUCUUGCACCUGACUGUGGGAAGAGCUUCUACCAAUCAGGAGCCUUGUUGAGACACGGAAGGGGUCACGCUGAGGGGUCGACAAGACUAAGAGCUGCUGAAGAUGUGCUGCCACACCAACAGGAGCUGCUUGUCCAACAGGACGAUACUAGUAACAAGAAUUCUAAACUUCAGGCUGUAGUGGAUGUGCUGCCAGAGCAAGAGGAUGUCCGUCUGGCUCAAGGAGACAGUCCUGCCCCUCCUCCCAGCUCCGUCCCCUCUACACCGGGAGAACUACCUGUCCAACACCAGCAGAACCACAACAACACUUCCAACACCUGUCAGAAGUGCGGAGAGCAGUUCUCUACCUUCUACAAGCUGCGUGUCCACCUGACCACCCACAGGGGAGAGAAGCCCUUCUCCUGUCCAGACUGUGGUCAACGCUUCUCAGCCCGGGGCUACAUGGAGUCACACCAGAGGGUACACAUCAAGGAGAGACCACACCCCUGCCCCGACUGUGGUAAAAGGUUCCUCUCCCUGGGAGACCUGAAGAGACACCAGCAGAGCUUCUCUGAGGAGAGACCGUACAGCUGCUCCGAGUGCAGGAAGAGUUUCACCCAGCCGGGGUUCCUAAGGGCACACCAGAGGACACACACCGGGGUAAAAGGUUACCGCUGCCCCUACUGUCACAAGGACUUCUUUACUGCCUCCAGUCUGAGGAGACACAGGAAGCAGGCGCAUGCGGAAGAGACCGUCACGCUGCCCCCUAGCGGUGGACUCCAGCUGUCACAUGCUGGAGAGAGCCUGGGUCAAGCUGAAGCUGGUGUACCAGGACUGAAGGUCAUAGUGAAGGAGGAGGAGGAUCCUGCUUUUGGAGACAGUUCUAACAACCACCACUCUGAGACUACUGAGGAGAGUCUCCCUGCAGCCGUAGAGCAUAAACAACAACAUAAACAGCAUCACAGCUGUCACAGAAGAGUCCACUCCUGCCUUGUGUGUGGAAAGGAGUUUCCCAUUGCAUACAAGCUACAAGUCCAUAUGAGAAUCCACACUGGAGAGAAGCCUUACUCCUGCUCUGUGUGUGGGAAGAGCUUCGCCCAGAAGGGGAGCCUGACGCUCCACCAGAUCGUCCACACCGGAGAGAAACCUCACUCCUGCCCCGACUGUGGGAACACCUUCUCCCAGAUGAUCAGCCUGAAGAGACACCAACUGCUGCACACGGGAGAGAGACCGUACAGCUGCUCCGAGUGUGGGAGAAGCUACACCCAGCAGAGAAACCUGAGGGCCCACCAGCUGAAGCACACCGCAGAGAGACUUCACCGCUGCUCUGUGUGUGGGAAGAGCUUCUUCACACCCUCAGGACUCAGGGAUCACCAGAGGUCUCACACAGGAGAGAAACCAUUCCCUUGCUCUGUGUGUGGGAAGAGCUUCUCACGGCCUGGUCCCCUGAGAGAACACCAGCAGACUCACACAGGAGAUGGUGGACAGGUGGAGCGAGACCGCGACAAGGACCCUGGUGACCGAUCGAGCCCCAAACCCAAAGAGUCCCUGGGUGAAACUCUGGGACUGAAAAUUAUAGUUGAAGAACUGGAGAAAGAAGAGGAGGCGAGAGAAGAUGAGGAAGUUGGUGGUUUGAUCAAUUCCGACGGAGAGGAAGUUGGUCACAUUUCUCUUUCUAGAAAAAGCCCUGUCCCAGUCUUUGUUAGCGGUGAGAUUCCCUCUACAUCAACAGAACCUGAACAACACCAAAAAAUCCAGGAGAAACGAUACAGAACCAAGAAGCAUCACCUCUGCUCGGUGUGUGGAAAGGAGUUCCCUAAACCAUCGAAGCUAGUUGCACAUCUCCGCACACACAGUGGAGAGAAACCCUUCCGCUGCUCCGUGUGCGGUAGAGGUUUCUCCACAGGGGGUAUCACCCUACAGAGACACCUUCUGACGCACACAGGGGAGAAACCUUACCACUGCUCUGUCUGUGGGAAGAGGUUCAUCCAGCGAGGGAAUCUGUUAAAACACCAGAAGGUACACACUGGAGAGAAACCUUACUCCUGCUCCGUGUGUGGACGGAGUUUCCCUCGAUUUGAGCGUCUGAAGGACCACCAGCGGACACAUACAGGAGAGAAACCUCAAUCUUGCGAUGUCUGUGGGAUGAGGUUCUCCUACGCGUCCUCCCUCAAGGUCCAUCGCAGGAUGCACACCGGGGAGAGACCUUACCAGUGCUCUGUCUGUGGGGAGAGCUUCAACUCGACAGCAAACCUGAGGAAACACAGACAGUCCCACACUGGAGAUAAAGGGUCUGCUAACAUGAAGAGGGGUCGGCUCCUGAGGUCGUCCCACACUGGAGAGGGGUCUGCUGCUGUUGCUGGAGGAUUUCAGACUGCUGGAGGUGAUGCUCUGGGAACCGUGGUCAAAGAUAAAAGCUCUCUGGGUCCUGACCCAGGCCACGGUGAAGGCUGCAGUCAAACAUCUACCAUAUAUAUCGAGAGUAAAGAAGAAGAGGAGGAGGAGGAAGUUGGUGGUUUGAUAAAUUCCGAAGGAGAAGAAGUUAAUUGGGAUUACCUCAGUCCUGGAUCUUCAGCAUUGCAGGGCCUGAAAUCCGUUUCUGAAAAGUUUGAGAACCAAGUUGAAGAUGAUGAUGUGGAAGAAGAGGAAAUUGGUGGUCUGAUCAAUUCAGACGGAGAAGAAAUUGGUUGGGAUCGUCAUCGUAUCAGACAGAGUGUCAGCCGUCCUUCUGACAUCGAGGAGAGUCCCUCCGCAUCAGGAGAACCUGAACAACACCAGGAGGAUCACAACAACACCAAGACCAAGUCUCACCACUGCUUUAGAUGUGGGAAAGACUUUGCCAACAUCUCUAACCUGCGGCGACACCAGAAGAGACACUCAGGAGAGAGUUCCCAACACAGAUCUGACAGCGAAGCCAGGAAGUCCCACUGCUGCUCAGAAUGUGGAAGAGACUGUAAGAAGCUAUCAGCUCUACAAAAACACAUGAAGAUCCACACAGGAGAGAAGCCGUACCCUUGCUCCGUGUGUGGGAAACAGUUCCGUGAAAGAACAGCCCUCCGCGACCACCAGAAAGUGCACACGAAAGAAAAACCUUACCCUUGCCCCGACUGUGGGAAGAGGUUCGCUCACUCAGGAGCUAUGAAGAGACACCUGCUGACGCACACCGGAGAAAAACCUUACUCCUGCUCUGUGUGUGGGAGGAGCUACACCCAGAUAGGGCGACUGAGAGAACACGAGCGAACACACAGCGAUGAGAAACACGACUGUUCCGUCUGUUGGAGGAGCUUCGCCAAAGCUAAGGCCCUCGUCGCUCACUUCAGGACCCACACUGGAGAGAGACCCUACAGCUGUGAGGAGUGUGGGAAGAGCUACGUACGAACCCAGAACCUCCGAGCCCAUCAGAGGAAAAGUCACAGCAGCUCACUACCAAACCCUGGGACUGGGACCGGGGAAACCCUGGCUGCAGGGGUGAAGAGUGAAGAGGAUUCUAUUAGUAUCAGUGAUGAAGAAGAGAAGGAGUUGAUGCUAGCAGGGUGGAGGAGAACGAGGACUAGCCAACCACAUUAGGAUAGAUUCCUCUUUGUGCUGACCAUCUCUAGACACCGAAUGAAUAGAAUGGACCAGAGCGAGGACUAGCCAACCACAUUAGGAUAGAUUCCUCUUUGUGCUGACCAUCUCUAGACACCGAAUGAAUAGAAUGGACCAGAGCGAGGACUAGCCAACCACAUUAGGAUAGAUUCCUCUUUGUGCUGACCAUCUCUAGACACCGAAUGAAUAGAACUGGACCAGAGCGAGGACUAGCCAACCACAUUAGGAUAGAUUCCUCUUUGUGCUGACCAUCUCUAGACACCGAAUGAAUAGAAUGGACCAGAGCGAGGACUAGCCAACCACAUUAGGAUAGAUUCCUCUUUGUGCUGACCAUCUCUAGACACCGAAUGAAUAGAAAUGGACCAGAGCGAGGACUAGCCAACCACAUUAGGAUAGAUUCCUCUUUGUGCUGACCAUCUCUAGACACCGAAUGAAUAGAACGGACCAGAGCGAGGACUAGCCAACCACAUAGGAUUUUCUGCAUCCAAAAUGGUACCCUAUUCCCUAAAUACCAGGUCCUGGUCAAAACUAGUGCACUAUAUAUAGGGAAUCGGGUGUCAUUUGGGAUGCAGAGAGAGUCUGUGGUGAUGAUCUGUAGACAAAGAACCAAUAGAAUGGACUGUAGUUAUAAAUUUCACCAGCGGAGGGCGAGAAAAGUCGGACGAAAAUUAUUAGUGUUGAGAAAUUGAGUUUUAUCUAAAAACAUACACUACAUGACUAAAAGUAUGUGGACACCUGCUCAUCUAACAUCUCAUUCCAAAAUCAUUGGCAUUAAUAUGGAGUCGGUCCCGACUUUGCUGCUAUAACAGCCUCCACCUAUUCU